Molecule: messenger RNA, 602 nt
Organism: Musa acuminata subsp. malaccensis (wild Malaysian banana)
Lineage: Eukaryota; Viridiplantae; Streptophyta; Magnoliopsida; Zingiberales; Musaceae
Product: auxin-responsive protein SAUR32
Biological process (GO): response to auxin
Source: RefSeq, a predicted model, not a curated record
UUUACUCUCCAAACAAAAGCCAAAGCCAAAAGCCAUAGAGAGCAAAGCACUUGGUACCGUCUCCCUUUAGCUCAGCCUUCUUUCCAUCUACCGCACUGCACGAAGGGAGAGAGCAGGAAGAGAUGAUGCAAGAGGACAAGAGGAUGAAGGUGAAGAAGGGAUCGGUCACCGUGAGAGUCGGCCUCGAAGGCGAAGAAGGCGGCUUCCGGAAGUUCGUGAUCCCCAUCUCCUACCUCCACCAUCCCCUCUUCCAGAGGCUCCUCGAGUCGGCACAGGAGGUGUACGGUUUCUACUCCUCGGGGCCGCUGAAGCUGCCUUGCUCCGUCGACGACUUCCUCCACCUCCGGUGGCGCAUCGAGAGGGAGUCGCACCACUCGCAUGGCCACCACCGCCAGUCUUUGCAUUCAUGCUGAGACAAACAAGGGGGAAGACAAAUGCUCUCUCUUCUCCCGACACAACAUACUCUUUUUGUAACUGCCGAUACUGAAGAAUCACAUGUAGUAACUCCCCAUAAGAACAUGAAUCAAGUCUUCUUGUCUCGUUUGUGUUCCUUCCCUUAUUGGAGAACAUAAUUCAAUUUCAUCAGCCACUCGUUAGAGAAA